UACUCGCAUGGGAAUGCCGCUGAUUUGGGUCAGAUGUUCGAGCUCUUUGUCGAAUUGAGCAAUAGGCUUCGUCUUAAUGUGAUGGGAUUGGAAGAACUAGGAUAAUAUUUCUUGGGUGAUUCGUGGAUAGAUGCUUCUGAAAAAACGAAGUAGCUUGAUUGCUUCGUGUUGAAAUUUCUCUCUUUAAUGAUGUCUUGAAUAUCAUACUGUGCUCGAACGGCCUUGGAAAAGCGUACAUCCCGUAAUUACGCUUGGAUUUAUCGGUUUCUCCACUUUAUUUUUUGGAUGACGGGUUCCUCCAGCUUGUAACGGAAGUAUUAUGUGGCUUGAGUUCGAAAUAACGUGUUUGAUUUCUCUGCUAAUGAAAGAAGUAGGAUGAAGGUUUCUAGGAUCCUCAGAUAAAUAAUAAACUGGGGCAAUAUUGUGAAAGAUUGAAGUAUUUACUGUCUCCGUGUUGCUGGUACAGAUAAUUACAGAAGCUAUGAACUGUGUGAAAGUCAAGGAUUACCUCGUCUACUUGAACUUGGGUCUGACAUUGGAAGUUCAGUUGCCUUCUUAUGAACAGAUCGUGGAAUCUUACUUGCUAGGAGCGUUGGGCUGCUUCUGUUUAGAUAGUGUAACUGUUGGUAUUGGUAGAUCAUUUUGGUUUCCCUUCGCAUGAAGUUUGGGCUGUUGGAUUAAAUGAAUAUGCAAGGAAAGAGUCCAGCUGGUGCUUCUUUGAUUUGCUUAUAUUUUGCUAUGUUAUUAACUUCUUGUUUAGAUAUUUUUUGCUGUUAAGGUUAGUAGUUGAUGGGUUUAUAGGUGCUCUCAUUACAUGAAAUUAACUAGUUGAACAUCCUAUAUUGUUAUAUGGUAUGGAAGAUCGAGGUUGUUCAUUAAUUGUCAAGUGUAUAUGUCAUUAUAUUUCUAUUAUGUUUCACUAAAUCUGAAAACAAAGAAAUGGAUAAAUUUGUAAAGGAGAUGGGACAAAUUUGGGCUAUGGUUACUAGAGGAGAGACGAAGUUGACAAAAAUGACCAUUUUAGUGGCGUGCUAUUUUAGCAAUAUCAUGGAUAGUUUUGUGUGUGUUUUCAUGUUUUAAUAGAACAUCCUUGCAAGCAUUUCUAGUAUCAAUUUGGUUUAUGGGAUUUAAUUUUUUUAGCCCCAUAAACCGACAGGUCAGAUUUAAGCAAUUGCUUUCAACGGCAUUUUAAAGAAGUUCUUUUGAAUGGCCAAACCAAUCUGCUGAAGAGAUGGCUUUUUAGGACUAAUUUGAUGUGUCAAGCAAAAUUUUCCCUUGACAGGCUACUUUGUCAUAUUAAAAUAAUCAGUGCAUGCCCUUGAAAGCCUGGUUAAUUUAGAGCCAAUAACAAAUUGAUAUACAAUAUGUCAUUAAGGAUAAGUUUGUGCUUUGUUUGUUUCAACAGAACCCCUUUUUCCUAAUCGUUGAUCUUGAUGGAAUCCCCUUUUUUCGUGUAGACUGUAUAUGUAUGUUGAAGUGGCCAUUUGAAUUUAGUACUUGAACAAGUAAGAAGAUUACUCUUGGGGGUAUACUUCAAUUCAACCACACACGUUUUCUUUUCUGAUGUGACAAAUUCAGUGGUCUAUCUUGCAUGUUAACAGAAAAAAGUGGUUCUGUUUCAAGGCAGGACUGUGAACAGAUGGAUUAUUUUAACGAAAACAAUAAAAUUUUAACCUCAAAAAUAUCUUUCUAUGUUGAAAAUGCAUAAUCUGUGACAAUUUAUCAUUGUAUGCAAUGCAUGAUAAUAAUUACUGCUGUGAUCCUCUACAUCAAACCAUUUAACUAUGCUUAAACUUGUAUAUCAAACCUCAGAAAAUGAUAGGAAAAAUUUAUGGGUUACUACUUCGUAUCCCAACUGAGCAUGCAACUUCACAUGCAGUCAUGAUUAAUAAGUGAUUCUGGGUGCCCUAGAUACUGCAGGCGCUAAGCCUUCAGGGGUAUUAUUUACUAAUCUUUUAUUGGAUGACAGUAGUAAUUUACUUACCAAGUACCCAAAGCCCCCUCCCUUUCCCUCCUGCGUUUAUCCAAACAGGGCCUGAAUGCAUGUAUCAUGAGUAUAUCGACUUUGAUCUGUAUAUUUGUGACAUUGCAUACUCUUGUCUGUGAUAUCAAUUGUAGGGAGCAACUUUAAAGCUUGCAAAUUUUAUUCUUGUUUUGCUCAUUUUCCAUCCUCUUUAAGUCAUUUUAUUUAGAUUUGGAGGACCUAGUUUAAUGCUCCAAAAUAUGUAUUUGUCUACAAUUUCUUUAAAUAAUAACAUUGGGAAGCUUAAAUUAGACUAACCUCUUAAAGUUUUGCUGGAUUUCUCAUGAUACCCCUUUUGCUUUAAAAACUAGAAUAAACUUCCAAGUCAUGUUUUGUCAGUAAAGUUAACUCUCUGUACAAUAUACAUUUUUGCCAAAAAUAAAAUUACUCGAAUGUUUUUACUAUCAUAUUAAGGAUAAAAUCAUAGUCCCCUGUUAGAGCUUAACAGCAAUUUUUCUGUCUUUAUGAUCAUAUUAAAAAUAAAAUCACAGUCCCGUUAUGCAAAAAGUAAACAUUUCUCAACAAAAAAUACAUUGGAGGGCAGUUUUCUGCAAAAUAUGACAAAAUGUCAGGAGUACCAAAGGUAACUUGUCUAACAAAAGGGGCAUUAAGGGUAACCAAACUUCAGAGGUUGGUUAAUUUACUUGGUUGGAAAAGAUGUUCUCAUGUGGCAUCCUUGUAUUUUAAAUGAGAAAUACAUUUGGCGAUUUAUUUUCAAAGGCCAUUUUUUAGAUGUAUCAUAUAUUCUGAAGCACCAUAUAAUCACUAGUGCCAAUUUUUCCUUCCCUUUAGAGUAUUUACUAUUCUUCCUAUUGCUAUUUCUGCAGUUACGAUUACUCUGGCUAUGGACAGUCAACAGGAAAGAUAUUGAUGCUGCUUAUAAAUGCUUAAAAGAGAAAUAUGGUGUGAAAGAUGAACAGUUGAUAUUGUAUGGUCAAUCUGUUGGGAGUGGUCCCACAGUUGAUCUUGCUUCACGGUUACCCGGGCUGAGGGGUGUUGUCUUGCACAGUCCAAUUUUGUCUGGGCUGAGGGUACUGUAUCCUGUAAAACGAACGUACUGGUUCGAUAUUUACAAGAAUAUUGACAAAAUUGGCAUGGUGAACUGUCCUGUUUUGGUUAUACAUGGGACAACAGAUGAAGUUGUGGAUUGUUCCCAUGGGAAGCAGCUUUGGGAGCUUUGCAAGGAAAAGUAUGAACCCUUAUGGGUAAGUGGUGGGGGACAUUGUAAUCUAGAGCUUUACCCGGAAUUCAUUAAACAUCUAAAGAAAUUUGUACAGACAAUAAGCAAUUCUAAAUCAGCCGCAAAUGGUUCUCAGAAAGAUACAGCAGAAAAAACUGAGAAUCAAAGCAAAGCUGCCAAAGAUUCUGAAGGUGGAACUUCAGACACAAUUGAACUGGCAGUUGAUCUUCCAGAAGCUUCUCGAAACAGUUUAGAUAGCAGUCUUGAGAAGUCUAAAAUAUCAAACAAACCAGAAAAAUCUCGAAUGAGCACUGACCAUGUUGAUAGGUUUAGGAGGAAAAAAGGCCUAAUUUGGUAGUUUCUUAUACAAACCAUAUCCAGAAUAAAUUAUCUACAAGUAAUACUUGGCAGGUAUUCUAAUUCCCCCGUCCUCGAGGAAUCAUAUACCAAUUCUAAAUGAAUAUAUCGAGUGAGAUUUCAAUGUUAUUUUUCUCCUGCUUUAGGUCCAUAAUCCUGCUGUAUGUAUGUUAAAUGAUUGAGUAAUGUGUAUCUGUAUGUUCUGUAAUACCAACGGCUUGAUCUAAAUGCAAUUAUCAAGUUCAAUUUGUUCUGUAAAUUUUAAAAUUGUCUCAUGUAUAUUUUCUGGAGGAUUGAGUAUAAAGAAAUAGGUACCCCCGUUAGGUUCUGCGGAGGGGACAUAAGAAAUCAUCUGCUAUUCAAUUUGACUUGCUAAUGUAUUGAUGAAAUCCUUGGUUGAUAUUAAUCUUUCUUACCUAGUGUGCUCC
Neltuma alba is the source of this 3988-nucleotide messenger RNA. RefSeq names its product alpha/beta hydrolase domain-containing protein 17B. The transcript is spliced from 5 exons. The coding region runs from base 2689 to 3561 and encodes 290 amino acids. The record is from RefSeq and is a predicted model, not a curated record. NCBI's taxonomy places the organism in Eukaryota, Viridiplantae, Streptophyta, Magnoliopsida, Fabales, Fabaceae.